Molecule: messenger RNA, 2470 nt
Organism: Amphimedon queenslandica
Lineage: Eukaryota; Metazoa; Porifera; Demospongiae; Haplosclerida; Niphatidae
Product: probable serine/threonine-protein kinase drkD
Exons: 11
Coding region: 449-2470 (673 amino acids)
Biological process (GO): necroptotic signaling pathway; protein phosphorylation
Molecular function (GO): ATP binding; protein kinase activity
Source: RefSeq, a predicted model, not a curated record
AUCAUGCACAUUGCACAAUGGCAGAGAGAAGGAAGUCAAAUGUCACGAAUGAAGGAGAUGAAUUAGGGAUUGACGGUGCAAAACAAAAAGGUGGGGCUGAAGGAAAGGAGAAAAAAGGUUAACUGGUGCUCUUUUGCGAGUAAGAAGAAGCCGAAAGGCAAGUAAAAAGAAACGAGAAAGCGGAAUCAUUUGAACGGGUCCAUAUUCUGACAUUCCUCUACUUUCUUCUAUACAGUCAAAAAGACCACUAGUAUUGGAUCCAGCUCCAUUGGAGAAGACACCAUCCAUUAUUGAACCCAUUGAUCCACUACAACCAAUAGCAUCAGCAGGAGUUGCGCCAUCAAAAAAGACUGUGGCAAAAUCUGAUGACAAAGAUAUUAAUGUGCCUUCCUCUGUGCCAGAACCUGUGGCACCACAUCAAUACGAUGAUCAUCAAUCAAGAAUUAAAAUGGAGAAUGAAAUGCUGUGGGAAGAUGUGGAAAAAUUAAGGAGGGCUCUGAAAGAGGAAGCAGAGAUGAAGAAUGAUGCUUAUAAGAAGUUAAAAGAACAAGAAGAAGAGAUUGAGGCUCGUGUAAAUGAGAGAGUCCAAGAAGAAGUUAAGAAAAAUCUUUGUGAUGCUGUAAAAGCUCAGUUAACUAGCCAGCAAAUUGAUAAACAAAGGAAAGUUUUUGAAGAUCAUCUGAAAGAGAAGGAAGAAAAAGCAAAGACCCAGUAUGAAGAAUUACUAACUUCUAAAGACAUACAUAUAAAGGAACUAAUGGAACAAUUGGAACAAAAAGAAAAAUUUGAGCGCAAUUUACACGAUGAAAUAAAUAGCCUACAAUUAAAGCUUAAAAAUAGCGAAGCUAAUAAUAAAUAUGAAGUUGCCAGAGGGAAAGAGCUUGAGGAAAUGAUUGGUAAACUGGAAAAAGACAAACGAGAAGUAGAGCGAAACUUUGAAAUGCGAUUAGCUGACACAAUGAAGGCAGCUGAUGAGUUAGAACAUAAACUAAGGAAAAAAGUUGUAGAAAUUGAAGAUUUGAAUGACGUGUUGGCAGAGAAAGAGAAAGAAAUGACCACAAUAGCUCAUUUGGCAUCAGAAGAGAAAAAACAAACUGUAAGCCAACUGAAGGAACAAAUGGAUGAGCUUGUAAAGAAAUCUAAUACGCAAGAGGAAAAAAUCAAAGAAUUAGUUGAGAAAAUACAAAUAAAGGAAGCAGAGAAUGAAAUUUACAAACAAGACUUUGAAUCUGAAAGGAAUGACAAGCUAAAAGCUACCAAACAAUUAAGACUACAACGUCAAAAUUCAAAAGCUAAGCUGCAUGACUAUGAAGAAGAGAUACAAGUACUAAGAGCACAAAUUAAUGCUUGCAGCCGGGAAGUGGACAAACAAAAAGGAAUAGUAACUCAGAGUCAAGAGAAACACAAAACUGAGGUCAAUGAGUUAAGUGAGAAGCUUGCUAAUGAAUUGAAGUCCAAGCAACAAAUGGAUAAUGAGUUGGCUAUAAUGAGACAACAGUUAGAUAAUGUAUCGAGAACCAAUCACCAACUGGAUAAUGAGCUGGCUAUAAUGAGACAACAGUUAGAUAAUGUAUCUGCUGAUAAAGAAGAAUUAUACAACAAGGUUACUGGUUUAGAGGAUAAAAUAGAAAGCAUGAAGCAAGCCAACGUGGUUCUAAAGGAUAAAUUGUUGAAAUCACAGUUCGAGUCAAACAGCUUACAGGAAGAAGUUGCCUCUCUUCAAAAAAUGCUGUCAGGGUUCCAAAACAGCUGGAAAUUAAGUCCAAAGGAAGUUUCUUUGUCAAAAGAGCUAGGUAGAGGAGGAUAUGGUGUAGUAUGGGUUGGCCAAUUAAGAGUUGCUGUCAAGAAGUUACACGAAUGGAUAGCCAGCCAACAUAAUAUGGAAACAUUUCAUCAUGAGAUUAACAUAAUGUCACAGUUACGUCAUCCUAACCUCCUCCAGUUUAUUGGAGCUGUAUUAGAUGAUCCAUCAGGUUGCCCCAUGAUUGUCACUGAAGUAAUGGAUACCUCAUUACGUGAAGCUUAUGAGAACAAGGAACUGACUCCUGACCCAGACUGUAGACCAGUGAUUCUCUCUAUAAUGCAUGAUGCAGCUCAAGGUUUAAAAUACCUACACUGUCUACCUGAUCCUAUUAUUCAUCGUGAUGUCAGCAGUGCUAAUGUACUCCUUCAAUCUAUUGCUGGGACCAGAAAAUGGAAGGGAAAGAUAUCUGAUUUUGGAUCAGCUAAACUUGCAGAAAAUGCAGUCACCGAAGGACCAGGAGCAUUUGCUUAUAGUGCACCUGAAGCCUUUCAAAAUAUGGCAAAUCCAGAUCCCACUAAGAAGCAAACUACAAAGAUGGAUGUAUUUAGUUAUGGUAUUCUUUUUUGCGAAAUAAUGACUUGCCGUUUUCCAGACAGGGUUAAUUUUCAAGACAUGCUUCGUCAAGUGCACAGCAUUAGUAAUAGACCAAGUGCUUGCAAGCUAUAG